This is a messenger RNA of Pelobates fuscus (common spadefoot toad), 3353 nucleotides long. It is a transcript of the gene SCNN1A, whose product is annotated as sodium channel epithelial 1 subunit alpha. Gene Ontology annotation, biological process: sodium ion transmembrane transport. The transcript has 13 exons. Lineage: Eukaryota; Metazoa; Chordata; Amphibia; Anura; Pelobatidae. Bases 321 to 2279 code for a protein of 652 amino acids. Gene Ontology annotation, molecular function: ligand-gated sodium channel activity. Gene Ontology annotation, cellular component: plasma membrane. The record is from RefSeq and is a predicted model, not a curated record.
GGACACCGAUAUGCCAGGCAUAACUGGAAAAAAACCAGUUCAAACAUUCCUAGGUCCAGUUCCACAAUACCUGAGAAUGAGAUCAGAGAGGCAGAUAGAGAGGUAGGAGGAGAUCAAAGAGACUGCGAGAGCAACUGUGAGAGAGACUGUGAGAGAGGAGAGACACCUGGAAUUAGUACUUCAUGCAGAUAUUUGAGAGUUUUGUCCAGCUUGGAUGGUGACUAUAAUCUAUUACAGAGGGCACCUGGGAACAGGCUGCUGCUGAGAAGGCAGGACAAGAAAACAAGGUCCAGUAGGAGCAAAAGAACAAGCAUCAAAGGAUGUCUGAAGAGGAGAAGCCCCCGAAGGAGGGGCUGAUAGAGUUUUAUUCCUCGUACAGAGAACUUUUUGAGUUCUUCUGUAAUAACACCACCAUCCAUGGGGCCAUCCGCCUUGUCUGCUCCAGGAACAACCGUAUGAAGACUGCAUUCUGGCUUGUUCUUUUUCUGGUCACUUUCGGGCUCAUGUAUUGGCAGUUUGGGCUACUCUUCGGACAGUACUUUAGCUAUCCUGUUAAUAUUAACAUCAACAUCAACACAGACAAACUCAACUUCCCGGCUGUAACCGUGUGCACCUUAAAUCCAUACCGAUAUCAAGCAAUCCUCAAAGACCUGGAGGAACUAGAUCAAGACACCCAACAAAUAUUAUUUGAUCUUUAUCAAUACAAUGGGACUGGAAUUCAGGGUCGAAUUCCCGGUAGUAGGCGACGUCGUUCUACCUCACCGCUGCCGUACCCUCUAGAAAAGGUAGCUGUCGGUGAUAGAAAAUACAGGCAAGUUCGGAGCUUAAACAAUGGGUCAACGGAAGACGAGAUGCAAGUGAAACGCAGAGAGUGGAACAUUGGGUUCAAGUUGUGUAAUGAAACAGGAGGGGACUGUUUCUAUCAGACGUACAGCUCUGGGGUGGAUGCCAUCAUGGAAUGGUAUCGUUUCCACUAUAUCAACAUCUUGUCCAGAGUACCCAUAGAAAGUGAAAUCGAUGGAGAACAGUUAGAGAACUUUAUCUUAGCGUGUAGAUUCAAUGAAGGCUCGUGUUCUGAAGGAGUUUAUGCACAUUUUCACCACGCAGUCUAUGGAAACUGCUACACAUUCAAGGAAAACAGCAGUUCUUCUAAUAACAAGUGGAGUUCCUCGUUACCAGGAGUCAAAAAUGGUUUAACUCUUAUCCUUCGUACCGAUCAACAUGAUUACAUACCACUUUUUUCAUCUGUGGCCGGAGCACGUAUUCUUGUCCACGGACAAAAUGACACAGCUUUCAUGGAUGACCGUGGCUUUAACAUUCAGCCUGGUGUUGAGACCUCAAUUGCCAUGAAAAAGGAGACAAUCAGCCGCUUAGGAGACACAUACAGUGACUGUACCGAGGAUGGCAGCGAUGUGGAUGUGAAGAAUAUAUAUAAAAGUUCAUACACGCAGCAAACAUGCGUUCGCUCCUGUUUCCAAGCACACAUGGUUAAUCGUUGUGGCUGUGCCUACGCAUUUUAUCCACUUCCAGAAGGACAGGAAUAUUGUGAUUACAAGAAAUACAAAAGUUGGGGACAUUGUUACUACAAACUCAGCAAUGAGUUUGCUUCUGAUGAUUUGAAAUGCUUCACGAAAUGUCGUCAGCCAUGUCUAUUUUCCGAUUACAAACUGACUGCAGGAUAUUCCCGAUGGCCAACAGCAGUGAGUGAGGGUUGGGUACUACAUAUGUUGGCCAAACAACAGACCAAUGUUACAGAAAGGAAUGGGGUCGCCAAAGUCAAUAUUUACUAUGAAAAUCUUAAUUAUAAAACAAUCCAGGAAUCUCCAAAUAUCAAUAUGGUGAUGCUUCUGUCUCUACUAGGAAGUCAAUGGAGUCUCUGGUUUGGCUCUUCAGUUCUUUCGGUGGUAGAAAUGGGGGAGUUGGUUUUUGAUGUUGUAGCUAUUGGGAUAGUGUUUCUUCUUCACCGUUACCGCACUCGUAGAAAUCAGGAAGUGGAAGAAACAAGCAGUGUUGCAGAUUCUGUUCCAUCAUUUGAAAACAUCUCAGAAAGAGGUUCGGAGAUACCUCACAAUGACCCUAUACACACCCAAUUGAGGGUGGUAGCUGAUAUCACCCCUCCACCAGCUUAUGAAACCUUAGAUCUCAGCUCUUUGGGUGGGGGAUCUUCUCGCUCAUCCAGCUUACGAAGCAAUGUAUCUCAUCUAUCCCGUCAUGGAAACACUAGAAGGAGAUCACAAGGAGCAAUAAGGGCAAUGAACGACGCUGAAAAUGUGGAAUAAAGUGUUUUGGAGAAGGGGUAAAAUAGAAGGUCAAAUAGCCAAUUCUGGAAUUGGUGAAGAAUUGAUGGGUAGUUUAAGCUAUUGGUAAAGGGUAAUGUAGAAGGAUGAAAUAUAUGAAUACCAUAGCAAUAUGCCUUAAAGUAUAAAAUCAGAUGUUGCAAAGAUUACUAUGUAAUGUAUGCUACCAUGCAUUAUGUAUAAACUACUUUUACUUUAUAUUAUGAUCAUUGUAUGAUUCUCUAUGCAGUUCACUGCUUUGUAAUCUACCAUAACAUUGACUACUUCUGCAAGUUGCUGCCAGUCAGUAACAGUGACUGGUCGAUACUCAGUGAUUUUGGGCACAGCUAGUUGCCAGUGGGUGGUGCUAGAUACACCAAGUAACAGAAGAAUAAUGGGCACAGCAAGUUAAAUGAUCGAAGUGGGUACUUGUACGUACUGUUUGACACUGGAUGGCAGUGAACAUGAUAGUUACAAAGUGGCAGUGGGCAUUAUCAUAUGCAAAUUACCUAAUGUUGGGGGUGUAACAAUGGGGUGAUGCUAAUUCAAAAUGUGGAAGUGGGCAUAAGAGGCCAUGUAUUCUUACAGGGCUACUAGCUAUAAGGAGAUAUUAAUUUCCAGCGUGGUUGUGGGCUCAGCCAGUCAUAGAUUGGUAGAAGGCUCUAUUAGUUAUGGGGUUGAAUGGGUGAUUCUGAUUUGCAGUGUGCUUGUGGGAAUUUCGUAGAGGUCUCUAUAGGGCAUGAGGUGAAAGAGGUACUGCUUUUAACUGCAAUGUAAUUGAGUGCGGCUUGGGAUAGUCGUUCUGUGGCUAGCCACAUUUAUACAAUUUAUAACAAUUAGCAAUUGUUCCAAACUUGUAGUGGCUUCUACAGGAUAGUCACAUAACGAUAGGCAGUCCAUCGAGCCUCUCUGAUUAAUAUCACAAGUGAAAUGUUUUCAUGGUGUAUAGAUAACUUUGCACAGACAUAUAUACAAAUCCACAAUUUAUUGUUCUACAUGCACUAUAAAUGAUUAACACUGUCUUAUACUGAAAUAAUAAGUUGGAACUGAGCUAAAAUAAAGAUGAUUCUGACCCUG